Molecule: messenger RNA, 1200 nt
Organism: Botrytis byssoidea
Lineage: Eukaryota; Fungi; Ascomycota; Leotiomycetes; Helotiales; Sclerotiniaceae
Exons: 4
Coding region: 1-1200 (399 amino acids)
Source: RefSeq, a predicted model, not a curated record
AUGUCGAGACAAGAAGCCAUCUGUCUCAGCCAAGUGUGCAGAACGCAAGCAUCAAAGAAGAGUCCUCCUCAGGUACAGAAAGCAAAACUUUUGCCGCCUAGUGACCCAGAUCCGACAGGCAAACAUCCAAAAUCAUCGGUACCCGCACACAUUGUUGAAGCUACUUUGGAGGACAAAGAUGAAGAUUUGAUCAUGCUUCCCGCUGCAAAAUUGGAAGAGUGGUUGAAACAAGGUAUUCGAAUCUUACGAGAGAACCGACAAAGAACGAAGGCUGUUGGAUCCGAUCCAGAAUACGAAGCGUUAGAAAAUGAACCAGGAAAUCCAGUCUCUUCCCCAACUCGGGGACCGGCAACUCUUUACGGCAACUCAGAAAAAAUUGUUGAUCCAUUCUUCGAUAGAUUUGAAGAAAUAAGUGCCGACUCGCCCUCGAAAAUUACAAUCGACAGAAAUGCAUUGAGUACCCUUCAGCUCGGCGAUCUUGAUGAAUUUUUUCAGUUUGGGAGAUUCCAUCGCUUUGAAAACUCUGAGUCACCUUUCGAUAUAUUAUGGCAGACGUAUUUCAGUAAAUUGUUUGAGUCUCGCUACUCCAGGAGUGUUGCUCAUUGCCAGUGGUUCGUGACGGUUCGAAAAGCAUGGUUUCGAAGACGUUUCGGCGCAAUCGUACCUUCGACGAAUUCCUUUCUCGUAGGAAUUUGCUUUGCUCACAUGUUUUGUAACGGUGGUACUCAUGGUGGUGAUAUAACCAUUGGCUCUGUACUGUCGUAUUGUUUUGAUAGUGAAGUCCUUUCAAGGGGAAAAGUGAAUGACCAUGAAGGCAUUAAAUUGCUUGCAGAAAUCGUACCUAUAUUCAACGAUUACAUGAAGCUAGAGUCUGACGAUCCUUUUUCACCCAAUAGAAGACUUCUCCUCUGGCUUAUGCCCAUCAAGACCGAAGAAGCUCUUGCGCUGAAUGUGCAGGAAUUUAUGCUCAUUAUACGGUUUCUCAAGGUGCAAUCAACUUUCCCAAUCAACAGAAUAGACAGCCCUUCUCCAACAUCUCUCUUUAUUAAUGAUCUAAAUUUUGAGUCAUUGAAAGAAAUCGGUGGUCUACGAUUGGUCUGGACAGAUGUACUGGAUGAACAUCUCCUUCUCGAUCACGAAACUAGGAGACUAUUCGUCGCAUUUUUUGGAAGCAUCGAGAAUUCACAAAAUCGUUCAUAA